GAGAACAGCAUUACGCGAUUGGUCGAAAGAGAGAUACGCGUUGUCGGAUAUGGAAGGGGUAUUCGCGUGAGAGAGAGAGAGAGAGAGAGAGAGAGAGUCGCCUCGGUGUUGGCGUCAGCACGCAGCAAACGGUUUAAUAUCUGUGCGUUAACGGAUACGUUCGUCGUUGUCGUCUUUCUUGUAGCGGCUGUGGUGGUGGUAGAAAUUCGGCUUCGCCGUAGUAAAAGGCACUAUAAAAGGUAACUUUCACGGACGCGUGCUAUUGAGUAAAGUAAGUUAAUGCUUCGACCGAGGUUUUUUACGAAGGAUAGAUAGCGAAGGGAAAAAGUAUAAGUUUCUGUAAUUCGUAGAGAAGUUCUUCGAAUAAGGACGGAGAAAAUAAGAAGAAGAAGAAGAAUAAAAAGAAGAAGAAGAAGAAGAAAUAAAAAUGUCUACAAAAACGAGUAAGAAAACGUCUGGGACGGCGUCAUCGACUAAUACGAGUGGCGUUCAAACGCCACCGCCACCUCAAACGUCCACGCCUAUUAGUAGUGGACAAAGACCUGGUAGUCCACUAAGUCCAACGCGUUAUUCCCGUUUACAAGAAAAACAGGAUUUACAAAAUCUGAACAAUCGUCUCGCGUGUUAUAUUGACAAGGUGCGGCAUCUCGAAGCCGAAAAUUCAAGACUCACGCGGGAAGUGCAUACUACGCAGGAAACAAGUACUCGCGAAGUUUCCAAUAUAAAGUCUAUGUAUGAGCAAGAAUUGUCUGAUACUAGAAAGUUAUUGGAUGAUACAGCAAAGGAACGCGCCAAACUCGAGAUAGAUACCAAACGUUUGUGGGAUACUAGCGAGGAACUUAAAAAUAAAUUGGAAAAGAAGACAAAGGAUUUGCAAAUAGCUGAAAGGAAUUUGAGUUUGUGCGAGGCGAGAAUCAGUGAUUUGACAUCUCAAUUAACUCAAAGUCAAACCGAACGUAAGAAAAUCACGGAUAAGGAUAGAGAAUUGGAAAAGGAGAACGAACGUUUGAACGCGGCACUGAACGAUACGCGCCAUCAUCUCGAGGAGGAAACGUUACAACGUAUCGAUCUUGAAAAUCAUAUUCAAAGUCUUAAAGAGGAUAUUAGCUUUAAAGACCAGGUUUAUCAGCAAGAGCUUACUGAAACGCGUACGAGGCGACAGGUUGAAAUCUCUGAGAUCGAUGGAAGAUUGGCCGAACAAUACGAAGCAAAAUUACAACAAUCGUUGCAAGAAUUACGUGAUCAAUAUGAGGCACAAAUGCGUGUCAAUCGUGAGGAGAUUGAAUUAUUAUAUGAGAACAAGAUCAAAAACUUGACUUCUCAUGCUCAACGUAAUAGUGAUGCAGCUAGCACAGCCAUCGAGGAAUUGAGACAAACUCGAUCUGGAAUUGAUACUCUUAAGCAAAGGAUCAACGAGCUUGAAGCUUCUACUAAUGCUUUGAACUCAAGAAUCCGGGAUUUAGAAAGUUUACGAGAGAACGAACGUAUCCGAUAUACGGAGAAUAUAGCCGCUUAUGAGGCAGAAUUAGCACGAAUGAGAGAUGAAAUGGCUCAACAAUUACAAGAAUAUCAAGAUUUAAUGGAUAUAAAGGUUGCUCUUGACUUGGAGAUUGCUGCGUAUCGUAAAUUGUUAGAAUCCGAGGAAGCUAGAUUGAAUAUAACACCAUCACAAAGUGGUAUUAGUUGCGUGGUACAAAGUAGCAGUAGAAGUACUCCAGCUAGACAAACGCCUCUUAGAGGAGGAAAAAGGAAGCGAACGUUAUUGGAGGAAAGUGAAGAACGCAGUAGUAGUGACUAUAGUAUCAGUGGCACGGCAAGGGGUGAUAUAGAGAUAACAGAAGCUGAUCCUCAAGGUCGAUACGUGAAACUUACUAACAAGGGUAACAAAGAGAUUGGACUUAGCGGCUGGCAAAUUCUCCGCAAAGCUGGAACUCUAGAAACAGUUUUUAAAUUUCAUCGAACUGCAAAACUCGAUGCAGGUGGAAGUGUAACUGUAUGGUCGGCCGAUAUCGGUGCAACGCACGAGCCACCAUCCAAUAUCGUUAUGAAGGGUCAAAAAUGGUUCAUUGCUGAAAAUAUGACUACAAUUUUGCUAAACAAUGAAUCAGAAGAAAUGGCAACGUCUGAAAGAAAAAGACAACAAUUGUCCACAUCUGUAUCGCGACAUAGAGAAAGUUUAGGAUUCCGACCUGCGGAAGAUCUUUAUCAUCAGCAGAGAAGAUAUCUCUACCCAUAUUAAGUGCCUGGGCACAUGAACUCUGAUGGGCAUCUUAUGAUGACCCACCAAGUCAAGAAAGAUGUCGCCUUAUGUGAACGUAAUGAAUUACAUUUAUUAAAAUAAGCAUCUCUCUUAUGACAAAUGAUUUUCUUCAAAUGCUUAUAUAAAAUAACGAUAUUUUAUGCAGCAAGCAUUAUCUAAAUAUCAAUCAAUUAUAUUAUUAACACACAGACACAGACACAUACAGAAAAAAAAAAAUUAAUAAAUAAAUAACAAAAGGAAGUAAGACUACGUCGUAAAUAAUAUGCCAUAGGGCUCGAUAAAUUUCUAAGCUGAUUAUAAAGUUGUUUCAGAUAAACAGGAUAAUAAUAAUACGUACGAAAAUGUAUGUGUCCACCAGAUUAAAAUGAGGGACAUUGUAUAAUAUAAUGUUCAACAAAUCAAAGUAUAUUAUUAUUAUUAUUAUUAUAUUAUUAUUAUUAUUAUUAUUAUUAUUAUUAUUAUUAUUAUUAUUAUUAUUUACUCUCUAUUCAUACACAUAUUAUAUAUCUUUUUUCCAUAACUCUUUGGUCACUGUUAUCAUAUCACAAUUCUUUAUAUAUAUAUAUAUUUUUUUUUAUUAUUUUUUUUCUUUUCCCUUUUUUUUUUAUAAAUCCUAACUCCUAAUGGAAUUAUUAUUAUUUCUUCUAUGUUUCUUGAAGCUAGUCUUAUGAAAUGAUGUUACACUUCGAUGUUUUGUGCUUUUAUAUCUAUUUCCUACUGUGUAAUAAUGAAAAAGUAGAUUUUGCUAUUUAUCUUUAAUUACAGUGUACAAAAAUGUUUGUAAUAACAAUAACAACAACAACAACACGCACAUACACAUACACACGCGCAUUUCUAUGCACUAUCAUUCAAUAUAUAUUCGGAGUAAAAAUGAAAUUGUACACUGUUCGUGAAAAUUACGGUUAUCGUACGAUAAUAAAGAGUCAACUGUGUUAAUAACAAGAAACGUAUUUAUAAUGAUUCCAUUGAGUCGGUUUUUUUCACUUGUAAAUUGGAAUAUUAAUUUCAUGUAAUUGUAAGCAAAUUUAUAUAUAUAUAUAAUAUCAUUUAUGUUAAUAAUAAAAAUCAAAAAUAUUAAUCGUACCUAAACGUAUUCGUUAUUUUUUUUUUUCUUUUUUUUUUCUUCUUUCUAUUCAAAUGUUUGGGAUUAUUAAUAUUAUAUUAUAUUCAUAAUUAUCGUCAUUUCGAUUAAAUUCAAGGAAUAUUAAUUUUCAUAAAUUUUUUAAUACUGACUGGUCUGGUAAUUAUGAAAGUGAUCCAAGUCAUAUGAGAUAUUGAGAUAUAUUUUGGUUACACACAGACUCUAUUCUUAAAUUUUUUAAUUUACAUGCAAACAAUUGUCUAUUUAAAAAAUAAAUAUAUUUACUUUCUCCUGUGUUUAUUGUCAUUAUAGAAAAAUAAUUUUUAAUUAUUAUAAUUUAAAUACAUUAAAAUACGUAUGCAUCUCAAUAUGAGAAAUAUAUGAUUUAGAAACACUGUCAUAAUUACAGGCUCAUACGAAUGUCAAUUUGGAACUUUCAAUUUUUCUCAAUAUCAGAAAAUAAUGUUUUUCUUGAUUCGAUACUAGUUUACAUUAUUUUGAUCACUGUUGACUCAUUAAAAUCAUCAAUCCGACCGUUGUUGGGUAAUCUGAUUCUUUUUUCUUUUACUUUUUUUUUUUUUGACCACAAUGUUUUUGUUGCCUUUAAUUUUACAGAAUAUUUUGUAUUAAGGAACUCUACUUUCAUUACUAUAAGUACAAUUAUUUUUAAUUGUUUCAUUUCUCGCGUACUUCGAGCACAAUAACCAAAAGUUAGGAUAAAUAAAUAACAUUAAUUACUUGGUGGUAUUAGAUGUGUAUAUAUAUAUGUAUGUAUAUAUAUAUAUAUAUAUAUAUAUAUAUAUAUAUAUAUAUAUAUAUAUAUGUACGUAAGGAUUUGAAUGUAUUUCGAAAAAUGUUUGUCACUUUUUAUAAUCCCUCAUAAUUUUCUGCAGAUAAUUAAUGCAACAAUAAUAAAAAUCAGUAUCAUUGUAUUAUAAGCGUCGUUUAACAAGCAUAAUUUUAUCAUAACGAUAAAAAAAAAAACAAACCGGAAGAAAAAAAGUGACAUAGAUUUUUGGAAUUUCCAACACAGAUCUUACGAUAAUGUAUUUAUAUAUAGGAAGAUAUGAUAUUUGUCCUCUGCAUACAAAUUUUAUCCAAAUAAAUUUCUAACUAACUCUA
Molecule: messenger RNA, 4463 nt
Organism: Vespula vulgaris
Lineage: Eukaryota; Metazoa; Arthropoda; Insecta; Hymenoptera; Vespidae
Product: lamin Dm0-like
Exons: 9
Coding region: 428-2239 (603 amino acids)
Source: RefSeq, a predicted model, not a curated record